This is a messenger RNA of Pteronotus mesoamericanus, 4664 nucleotides long. RefSeq names its product synaptotagmin 13 (gene SYT13). Gene Ontology annotation, biological process: regulation of dopamine secretion; vesicle fusion; cellular response to calcium ion. Gene Ontology annotation, molecular function: phosphatidylserine binding; SNARE binding; clathrin binding. Bases 1 to 1281 code for a protein of 426 amino acids. Gene Ontology annotation, cellular component: synapse; axon; exocytic vesicle. The transcript has 6 exons. Lineage: Eukaryota; Metazoa; Chordata; Mammalia; Chiroptera; Mormoopidae. The record is from RefSeq and is a predicted model, not a curated record.
AUGGUGCUGUCGGUGCCCGUGAUCGCGCUGGGCGCCACGCUGGGCACGGCCACCAGCAUCCUCGCGCUGUGCGGGGUCACCUGUCUGUGUCGGCACAUGCACCCCAAGAAGGGGCUGCUGCAGCGGGACCGGGACCCCGACCCGGAGAAGGCGAGAUCCGGCGUACUCCAGCCCGCCCAACAGUUCAACGUUAAAAAGUCGACGGAGCCCGUCCAGCCCCGGGCCCUUCUCAAGUUCCCAGACAUCUACGGACCUAGGCCGGCUGUGACGGCCCCGGAGGUCAUCAACUAUGCCGACUACACCCUGAGGAGCACAGAGGAGCCAGCUGCGUCUGCCAGUCCCCAGGCCCCAAAGGACAGCCGCCUCAAGAGGCAGGUCACAGAGGAGCUGUUCAUCCUUCCUCAGAAUGGUGUGGUGGAGGAUGUCUGUGUCAUGGAGACCUGGAACCCGGAGAAGGCUGCCAGCUGGAACCAAGCCCCCAAACUCCACUACUGCCUGGAGUAUGACCAGCAGAAAGCAGAACUGUUUGUGACUCGCUUGGAAGCUGUGACCAGUGACCAUGACGGAGGCUGUGACUGCUAUGUCCAAGGCAGCGUGGCCAACAGGACGGGCUCCGUGGAGGCCCAGACGGCCCUGAAGAAGCGGGAGCUGCACACUGCCUGGGAGGAAGGCCUCGUGCUCCCCCUGGCGGAGGAGGAGCUUCCCGCAGCGACCCUGACGCUGACCCUGAGGACCUGCGACCGCUUCUCCCGCCACAGUGUGGCUGGGGAGCUUCGCCUGGGCCUGGAUGGGGUGUCUGUGCCUCUGGGGACCGCCCAGUGGGGGGAGCUGAAGACUUCAAGUAAGGAGCCCUCUGCCGGCACCGGAGAGGUCCUCCUCUCCAUCAGCUACCUCCCGGCUGCCAACCGCCUCCUGGUCGUGCUGAUUAAGGCCAAGAACCUCCACGCUAACCAGUCCAAGGAGCUCCUGGGGAAGGAUGUGUCUGUCAAGGUGACCUUAAAGCACCAAGCUCGGAAGCUAAAGAAGAAGCAAACGAAACGAGCCAAGCACAAGAUCAACCCUGUGUGGAACGAGAUGAUCAUGUUCGAGCUGCCCGAUGACCUGCUGCGGGCCUCCAGCGUGGAGCUGGAGGUGCUGGGCCAGGAGGAGGAGGGGCAGAGCUGCGCGCUGGGCCGCUGCAGCCUGGGCUUGCACGCCUCGGGCUCCGAGCGCAGCCACUGGGAAGAGAUGCUCAAAAACCCACGCCGGCAGAUCGCCAUGUGGCACCAGCUGCAUCUGUAGCUGGCUUCUUGGGCCACCUCCCUUCUCGGGUAGAGCCCUGCCCCUUCAGUCCCAGCUGUCCUCUGUGACCUCUUCUUUGUGCCACAUCUUCAUUCUGACACCAGGAAGACAGAUGUGUUUGCAAAGGCCAGGACCCUAAUCCUCUCUCAUCACACUCCUGUUCCUAAAACAUGAGCAAGGCACAGCAGGGCGGGGCAGUGUGUGGACAUUUGGGUCACACCGAGGAAUGCAUUUUGUUCAUCUGUGUCAUUGAAGAGACACUUAUCAAAUACAGCCCAUGUGCAGAUUUUGUGGCAGGGGGUGGGGAGAGAUCUGUCCAGAUGCAGAUAAAGCUGAAUUUGUGGAGUAAUAAGUACAAAGAAUGUGGUUUUUUUUUUUUUAAAUGAGCGUUUCAAAAAUGAUAAAGAAAAUAAAAGUAUUCUGGAUCGACUCACAGAAUGAGAGAUUGUCAGGGUGGGAUGAAAUCCCAGCCAGCAGGAAGCGUGCUCCGGAGCCAAGGCAGUAGGAACCCGCAGUUCUCAAACCUUAGUGUGUGAAGACACCACCAGCAGAUUCCCGGGCCCACCUGUAGACAUUCCGAAUCAGCGUUCCUGGCCGGACCCCAGGAGCCUGCCUUUUUAACAAGCACAUCACGUUUGGAUGCAGAGGUGGGGGCACUGCGCUUGGAGAAAUCCCUUCUACAACAUUCCAGACAGGUUCCCACCGUCCUUGUUGGGGCCCAGCACCCUGGGCAACCAGUUCCAGUGCUGGACUGAGGCAGCCAUCAGUGUGAGAUUUGGAAGCCUCUGUGUUUUUUUCAUUUAAUUGUCUUAAUUCUUGAUAUUUUCAUUUGUGCUUUUCAGAUCCUGCUCUUGGAUUGAAUUUGUACUUUGUAUUGAAAACUUUCUUGUUUUAUCUCAAAAUCAGUUUAUAUUAUAUUCAGGGGAACCUUUCCUGACAAUAUACAGGUGGGAUCCCCCCUAUUAGUCAUUGGGCGCUAGUUGUCACAUCCACCAGCAUCACCAAAGUGACCCUCUGAGACAGACCCAUCCCUUCUAGCAGUCCAGCCACAUCAGGAAGAAUUCAGUUGGGGGAGGGGCAUACAUUAAUUGUGGAAGUGGAGAAGGGAGAUACCUAAGUAGGAAGCAAAGACUUUUACAAAUGUGCCUCCCACUUCCAUUUUCAGGGCCUAUCACUAAAGUCAGUAAAGAAGGUUUCAGAUUCCUACCUUAUUAUUCCAAAAAGCUGUCCACGUCAUUAAUUAAAUUAUGAGCUUUGUGGAGUGGGUCUAAUGUUUGCCCCUGAACCAGGUCUCCUGGGUUCUGUUGCUGGCCAUCUGAUGAACAGGGCUGAUGGCAUGGCAGCUCUGUUUGUGUGAGCGAUGUGAUAAAGGAAAGAGCACUCAAAAGCUGUAGGCGCUCCCUGGCUAAAACUGAAUUCUGAGACCUCCAGCAGAUCACCUGUAAGCUUUAUGCUGGCAGCUCACAAUGCUUGGCAAGUGCAGAACCACCCCAGGUAUUUCCAGAACCAUGAAUUCUGCAUUUGCACUCCUUAAUACUGACGUCCAAACUCCGGGCCUUCCGAUGUCACCCAAGUCCUGACCGAAAAGUGAAUUGCUAGACAAGAUGGGUAAGGGCUAUCUUUGAACCUCCAACAGAGUCCAGUCAUUUUUGGCCUCUCCCUGUGAGUCUGAGCAGAGGCCUCAUCAUCCUUAGAUAUUACUUUUUCCUUUCUGUACAGAAGUAGAGACGCAUUAGAAACAACUUCUACCUGUCCCUUCCCCCGAAGAAACCGAAAAAAAAUAUCUAAUCCCUCUUUAAUGGGAAAAUCUUACAGAUCAUUGGAAAUCUUGAUCACUAAGGUUGACCACCUUUGCCAAGUCAUUUUUUAGGCAAAGCGUUUGUUAGUGAUCUCCUUUAUCGUGUUUUUGAGAUCCUGCUCCCCGCCCCCUCCCCAUCAUCACUCCGCUCUCCCUUUUUCAGUUGGGCGUAGCUAAAAGAGAAUAAAACAUCCCUAUGUAAGCUGACCGGUACUCUCUUCUUGGUAACAUCUGCUACUCCAAUCUGAAAGAGUCUGGAUUCUAGGCUUAAAAUCAGGAAACAUGGUUCCACUUCCUUAUGAAUCUAUGCAUCUGUCUUACAGUCACACCAAAGGAUGUUUGGGGUGGGUUGUGUAAGGUCUCUGAUCUCAGAAAUGUCCACUCCACCCAUGGUCAUUCUACCAUGAGGCAUUUAUUUCUUUGCAUCUCAAAGGUUUAGUUUUCCAGAAUCUGUACAUUAAAGGUUGCCCGUGAUGAGUCCAAUGCCACCACAGGGCAUUGUAGGUGUCAGCGGUCACCUCUCUGAGCAGGCAUGUACAGAAAUGAGGUAGCUUUUAAAGGAGUUUUUGUCUGUUGUGUUCACUUGUGUGUUCCAAGCACUUAGAAUAAAGCUGGCACAUGGGACCUCAAUAUUUGUUGAAUAAAUGAAUGAAUAAAGGAUGGAUGGGGAGUAGACAGAAAAUGACACUGCAAGUGGCAUAAAAAUCAGAGUCCUAGCUGAUUUCUCAAUGGUAAAGUCAUCAGAAAUCUCACUUGGCCUAGAAACUCAUGACACUGAGUAUCACCGUUCACCUAAUGACAAUUUGUAGUUCUCCGUGAAAAUGUCAUUCAUGAUAGGAGAGAAUACAGUUGUUGUGCUUUUUCACCCAAACUUUGUCUUGGUGAAUUUUAUAUUACUCAGAGAUAUCAGCCUGACAAAUUAAAAAACUUUAGUAAUCUUUGCAUCAGCUUACCUUGCAAGAAACAUUGGCAAUUUACAGAGUAAUUGGCUCUCUGUGAGCACAUCUGAUCUUUUUGAAAGGAACACAUUGUACUUUGCCAGGGAAGUAUUUUCUAAGAUGGGCAUGAAACAGAGGUGGAAAUAAAGAAACCAAAUGAGACUGGGCUGUUGCCCACAAGGUGAUCUGGUUCUUUCAUAGGUAUGGCAAUGGGGAUAAAGGAUUGGGAGUCCACUUGUAUCAAUCUGUGAUUCUACUUACAUCAAACCAAUAUCCGUUUGUUGAGUGCCUAUUGAUCAAGACCUUGCAUGUGUUUGUCCAUUUCAAUUUGAGGUGUGACUCUUGGUAUGGGUUGAGGGACAAAUCACCCCAAAUGACACCAUGUAGAGAGCAAGGUGGGAGAAUAGUUUUUCAAGGGCCAUUCCUUUAGUAUGUACAGAGUCCUGGGUGGCAGGUGGCUGUAGCCUAAGCCAAAUCGAGGCAAGGACCACAAAAAGAGAGAGCUAGCCCUUGUGAUUUGUUUCUGCCGCCCAUGUUUCCUGUUGUCAAUGCUACCUGUGUAUUUGUUUGCAAUUAUGAACUGAAGCACAAAAAGAAGCAUGAGACAUCGAAAUCAUAUGUCUGGUGUCACACUUUGGAGCAAAAAC